Messenger RNA from Tetranychus urticae (two-spotted spider mite), 961 nucleotides. Its product is annotated as cuticle protein 16.8. Lineage: Eukaryota; Metazoa; Arthropoda; Arachnida; Trombidiformes; Tetranychidae. Gene Ontology annotation, cellular component: chitin-based extracellular matrix. Gene Ontology annotation, molecular function: structural constituent of chitin-based larval cuticle. The record is from RefSeq and is a predicted model, not a curated record.
GUUGUCGAUCAGUUUCGUUUUUUUCACGUAGUACGAAGUAUUACUUCCUUCUUCCUUCCGUUACCAUUUUGCUGUUUUAACAACCAUCAUCACCACUGAAUUUCAUUGACCAUCAAGUCAGCAACCAACGAGUAUUCCUAGUUUACGUUAACACCAUUGUGAUCCACCAAAUACGUCUAUUUUCCUGUUUUGUGUCCCAUUAAUCACUGUUUAUCAAACUAUCACCAUCAUGCUCAAGGAACUCAUCGGAAUUACCUUGAUAACUAUAGUAACAGCUUCACCAGCUUACUAUGGCUAUACUCCUGCACCUAAGUAUUCACCAACUCCAAAGGAUUCCUAUGCAAUCCCUACUCCAUCAUACACUCAUCAUAAGCAAUCUUAUUCCGAGCCAACCUAUGAAAACAAUGGUUACCCUUACAGUUUCGGCUAUGAUAUUGAUGAUGGUUAUGGAAACAACAAUCACCGUAUGGAAGAAGGUGAUGAGCAUGGUAAUAAGCGAGGCUCCUACGGUUACACUGAUGCUUAUGGAGUUUACCGUAAAGUAGAUUAUAUUGCCGAUGAUUAUGGGUUUAGAGCAACCGUAACCACAAAUGAACCAGGAACAGCCAACUCAGAUCCUGCUGAUGUUAAAAUGUACUCAAAGGAACCACCAGCAACAAGUUCGCCCUCACCAGCACCAGUUUAUGCCGCACCAGCAUAUCUGACACCUUCUUAUGCUCCAAGCUAUGGAUACAAGCCAUAUUCAUCUUACUCAUCUAAACCCAGUUAUUACGAGGAAUACAAACGACCCUAUGAAUAUCACAAUUAUUAGAGUUAAUCAAACCAUCAUUUCAAUUGUUUUCAUAGGAUAAAUGAGAAAGUAACAUUAUUUGACAAUCAAACAUUUUUUACUUUUCUUUUCCUCUCUGUAUCAUUAUUAUUAAUCUAUUUUAAUAACAUUAUUUAUCGAUAAGAAAAUGAA